Molecule: messenger RNA, 1897 nt
Organism: Ipomoea nil (Japanese morning glory)
Lineage: Eukaryota; Viridiplantae; Streptophyta; Magnoliopsida; Solanales; Convolvulaceae
Product: homeotic protein knotted-1-like
Exons: 5
Coding region: 429-1589 (386 amino acids)
Biological process (GO): regulation of DNA-templated transcription
Cellular component (GO): nucleus
Molecular function (GO): DNA-binding transcription factor activity, RNA polymerase II-specific; DNA binding
Source: RefSeq, a predicted model, not a curated record
AGUACAAUUCUAAUUUCUUUAUUGCCCGACUACAGCACAUUUUGUAUCUACCGCAGCCGUUCCCGGCGCGGCCAGUAGCCGUCGCUAACGACUCCGCCUCCAUAGCUUUCUCUUUCUUCGAUCUGCUGCUCUUCAGUCUUCUCCGACCAAAUUAAAACUUGUUUUUGUGCGAUAAAGUUUCAUUUUAAUAUGCCAAACUCACUUCAAUUCAGCUUGGUCUCGCGACCUCCAUAACCAGUAACUGUAGUGAAAUCGUGAAUUCUGCGUUUCUUAUCCCUGAGAAAGGAUCGGAGAUAAUUAAUGGGUAGUUGAAGACAAGAAAAGGUGGAUUGUUUUAAUUUGUUACCUUAGGGUUUCGUUAUUUUCUGGUUGCAGUUCUUACACUACUGGCCUGGGUUCUUGAUUUAGGGUUGUUGGUGAGGUAAGAAAUGGAGAAUUACGGUCAACUUGGAGAGGAAACCGCCGCCGCUGCGAGGCAAAGGGGAAGCGGAAGCGGGUUCAUGUACGGCGGCUCGGUUCUUGGGCCGCCGAGUUACGGGCGAACCGGCGGCGGCGGUGAAAGCAACCACAUAGCUACUGGCUUUCAUCUCCAGCCUGGUGGCGGUGGCGAGUGUUACGGCCAAUCGGAAGGGCAGCCGCACACGACGGUGAAGAGUGAAGGCGGAAGCGCUUCCCAUCAUCAUCAUCAUCACCAUCAAAUGUUUCAGUACCCUUUGAUGAUCCGAGAUCAUCUUCAUCGUCAGCAAGAAUCCGCAGGUGACGACAACUCUUUGACAAGUGAAGCCGAUGCUAUGAAGGCCAAGAUCAUCGCUCAUCCCCAGUAUUCCAAUCUUCUGGAAGCUUACAUGGAUUGCCAAAAGGUCGGAGCUCCGCCGGAGGUGGUGGCGCGUCUCUCGGCGGUCCGGCAAGAACUGGAAGGGAAGCAGCGAGCUUCUUUCGGUUCCCGAGAUUCCUCCAAAGACCCAGAACUCGAUCAAUUCAUGGAAGCGUACUAUGAUAUGCUGAUGAAGUACCGAGACGAGCUUACAAGGCCUUUCCAAGAAGCAAUGGAGUUCAUGCGACGGAUCGAAUCGCAGCUAAACAUGCUAAGCGACGCUCCGGUCCGGAUCUUCAACUCCGAUGACAAUAAGUGCGAGGGCGUUGGUUCGUCGGAAGAGGAGCAAGACAAUAGUGGUGGAGACACCGAACUCCGGGAGAUAGAUCCCCGGGUGCAAGACCGGGAGUUGAAGAACCACUUGUUAAAGAAGUACAGUGGGUAUUUAAGUAGCCUGAAACAAGAACUUUCCAAGAAAAAGAAGAAAGGCAAACUGCCCAAAGACGCCAGGCAGAAGUUGCUUAGCUGGUGGGAGCUGCACUACAAAUGGCCUUAUCCUUCGGAAACGGAGAAGGUGGCGUUGGCGGAAGCGACCGGGCUAGAUCAGAAGCAAAUAAACAACUGGUUCAUCAACCAGAGAAAACGGCACUGGAAGCCAUCAGAAGACAUGCAGUUUAUGGUGAUGGAUGGUCUCCAUCACCACCAAAACGCCGCCGCAGCGCUGUACAUGGACGGACACUACAUGGGAGACGCCCCUUACCGCUUGGGUCCAUAGUUUGAUCUGAUUAAAACUGUUUUAAGGUUGUUAGUAGGGGGGCAUAUGCAUGCAUGCAUGCUUCAUCUCAUCUGAUUUCAUGUUCGGCGAGUAAUUAAGGUCUGAGGUGGGAAGCUCCGAUCAUCAUCAACCUGAUGACAUGAUGAAUUUGCAUCUCUUCUAUCUUCCAGAAAUACCACCCUUUUGUUUUGCGAUUGAUUUGAUUUGUGUAAUCUGGCAUGCAUGGACGGCUCCAUCUGUUAAUUAAUUUGCCUUGUUUUCUAGGUUAAUUGCAUGUUUUAAUACGGAGUAUCUAUUUUACGUUAACU